Molecule: messenger RNA, 901 nt
Organism: Lingula anatina
Lineage: Eukaryota; Metazoa; Brachiopoda; Lingulata; Lingulida; Lingulidae
Product: leucine-rich repeat-containing protein 49
Molecular function (GO): protein binding
Source: RefSeq, a predicted model, not a curated record
GUUUAAGUGUUUGGAAAGAUGGCGGAGCAUGGCUGAGUACGCAGCUGCUUGGUUGACAUGAGGGAAAGUUUUUAAGUACUCCUAGAUAUUUUUGUCAUUGUUCCGAAAGAAAAUGACGGGGGAGAUGACCUAAGCGUCUGUUAUUGAUGCAGCUAUGUAUCAUUACAAUAAGUCUCGAGCCAGACAGGGGAGUUCGCAGGAAGGACAGAACUUGUUUGGACCUCAGUUUAGUCUCCAAGCUUCUGCAACUGUUGUGGCUGAAAGACCUAUCACUAAACAGUAUCCCAGAGAUGUCCACCCUACGUCCGCCUCCACUGUUGACCCCUCCACCUCCCUCCUGAAGAAAUACGGCCAGCCCACUGAGCUCCAGAUUGCAGCCAAGAGCCAGCAAGCUUCCCGAUUCCAGUCUGACAAACCCGGAACACAACCCCAACGUAACGCGCCUAAUGUUCGCAAGCAGACUGUGGUCCCUGCUGCGGCGUAUGCACAUGACCUUACUAAUAAUGACCACAAUAACCUUGAUGACAGAUACAAGAUUGUCCAGAAUUCUGGGAAUAAUAGAAAGAACCCGUCCAUGCAUUUACCAGGUGACCGUGUGAUAUUUGCUGAAAGUCCGUCUGCUCCGGGAGUGCCAAUAGUUUACAGAACGCCCGAGGAGAGGGCAGCCAACCCUGACCGCCUGAAUUUAGACAGGCGUCGUUUGGCAGUGUGUCCCAUUCUGGAAGGAGAAGAACAGUUACGUUUGCUCAACUACCAGCACAAUGUGAUCACCCAGAUCCAGCACCUGAGCAGUCUGAAGAGACUGAUCUUCCUGGACCUGUAUGAUAACCAUAUAGAGGAGAUCUCUGGACUCACGGCACUCAGGUCUCUUAGGGUACUCAUGUUAGGGAAAAAUAGGUAA